GCUGCAAACGCAGGGUCUUUAAAAGCCCUCCACGCGGGCCGGCCCGGCGCAGCCCUGCCGAGAGCCGGGGCCCGAGGAGGAGACGAUGCCCUCCGAUCUGCUCACCCCAUUUGUGGAGCUGGACGAUCCGCUGUGCCAGGCCUUCCUGAGGUUGAACGUGGGGGAGGAACCUGGCCUUGCAGCGAGAUGCCCGGUGGGAUACCAGCGCGCCUUCUCCGCCGGCCCGGCGGCACCGUCCGGCAGCGCUGAGCCCCUAGAGGAUGGCGUCGGCGCCUCGGAUGCCCUCUGGUCUCUCCCCGGCCAGUGGGGCUGGGCCCCGGCGCUGCCCCGCACCAGCCUCCAGCGCAUCCCGUUCCGGGCGGAGCGCUCGGCCAGCACGAUCGAGGGCUGCCGGGAGGGGGCGGCGGCCGCCUCGUCCCGCUACAAGACGGAGCUGUGCCGCACCUUCGAGGAGAGCGGGCUCUGCAAGUACGGGGCCAAGUGCCAGUUCGCCCACGGGGCCGGGGAGCUGCGGGGCCUGAACCGCCACCCCAAGUACAAGACGGAGCUGUGCCGGACCUUCCACACGGCCGGCUUCUGCCCCUACGGCUCCCGCUGCCACUUCAUCCACAACGCCGAGGAGCAGCGCCAGCCCCCGCGCCUGGGGGGCCGCUCCCCCUCCUUCUCCCGCAGCGCCUCCCUGUCGGCCUCGCCGCCCGCCUCCGGGCCCUGCUGCUGUCGCCACCCCGCCGGGGAGCCCCCCUGUUUGGCCUUGCCGGCCACCGUCGCUCUGGGCCAGGACGGAGCAGGGGGGGCCCCGGCCGCCCCCGAUGCCUUCGCCUUCCCCGGGCAGCUGUCUCUGCAGAGGAGCUCUUCCUCAGACUCCCUCUCGGAUCAGGAGGAAUCGGGAGGCAGCAGCGGGUCGGAGUCACCGGGACUGGGGCCCAGUGGGCGCCGGCUCCCCAUCUUCAGUCGCUUGUCCGUCUCCGACUAGCAGGUGUGCCGCGAUCCUCCAGCGUGGGCCCUGCCCCCACCCCUCUGCCGGGGCUCGCGCUUAAAUUGCUGCCUCUCCGCCUAGAGGCUGGGGCCGGUGGGGUGGGGAGGUACCAUACCGGGUCAGAACUGAAGGGGUUAACUGGUUCCAGGGUUGAGUGUGUUGGGGGAAAAAACCUUGGCCCUGCCCCCCUCUGGGAUCAUGUGAUCAAUAACCCAUGGGCCAGAUCUUCUCUGGUGUAAAUCUGGAUUCCAUUCCACUCCCAUUGGAGUCUGACCCCCGUAUUGCAGGAGAGGAGAACUAGGCCUGGGAAAUGGGGGGGGGGGGGGGAGUGCUUCCUCCCCCCUCCUCCCCAAUUACCACAUGCCUCCUACCAUUGUUUAUACCAGUGCAUAUUGCUGCUGGAUGGGACCGGGGCUGGAGUCUUGUAAACCACCGUGCAAGGAGGAAAAACCUCUCCCCGGCUUUCAGGGGUGAACACAGCCUGGGCUAGUCUUGCUUGGGGACUGGAGGAGGCUGAGACCUCCUGAGACCUCCUGACCUCCACAUCUCUGCAGCCUGGGUCUGUGGGUGGAUUCUGAGUCAGGUCUCCUGACCCAGAGGCCACUGCUGGAAACUCAGAUCAUGACCGUGUGUGUCUUCCAAAACAAACAAAAAAAGGAAAGUAACACAAAUAGCCAAGGGGUGGGUGGGUGUGUGUGUGUGUGUGUGUGUGUGUGUUCUGCUCUGCAGGGCCGGCACUUCCACUAGGCGACCAUAGACCGUCGCCGGGGGCAGCAUUUUGCCGUCCUCGGUGGAAAUUUGGCGGCGGGGGGGGUCCUUCCACUCUGGGUCUUCGGCAAAAAUUUGGCGGCGGGUCCUCCACUCGCUCCGGGAUCUGCCGCCGAAGUGCCCCAAAGACGUGGAGCGGAAGGACCCCCGCCACCGACUGCUCUGAGGAGGAGCGCUGCCGCCUAGGGUGGCAAAAACCCUGGCACCACUCCUGCUGCUCUGCCUCUCGUGUGGGUAUUUCCACCGGAGCCAGACGCUGCUGUGCACUGUGGAGCCGGGGUGAACCGGUAGCUCCUUUUGUAAGCUUUUGGGGAGCCUCUGGUGCCCAGGCUUUGGGCCAGCACAGGAGGGUGGAUGUGAAGUGAAAUGGGCGAGGUGCUGAAACUGAAACUGACGAGCCUCCUGUCUCAGCGCUUUCCGCUUCUCAUUCCCCCGGGGCGGGCUGCUGGCAGUAGGAGGGUUGUAGUUUUAAACAGAUCGUGACCUCUACCCGAGAGCCCUUCAGAGUGUCCUGAACGAGCUGUGUGGCCUUGCUAGCUGCCCCUUGCAGCUGGCCUCUGCCCACUAGGUGCUACUCUCCCUCAGGCUCAAAUACCCAAGUGCUAUUGAUCUCGGCGGGGUUGGUUGCCACCACAUGUGGCUUGAUGUGACUUAAACUUGUGGGUCAAACUCCAUACAGCCUGGCUGGGGCGGCAGGCUGGCUCUCAUCUUGCCAGCAGGGGGUGCUAGGUUCCAGCAAGGGGAAGAGGAUGAUUGGAUCCUUCCCCCCUUUGGUGUCCAGAGAUAAGUAAACUGGGAUGUGGUCCCCUCCUCUCCUCCCUCACUCAUGACAUCCCAGGUUGGGAGGCCAUGUCCUGAGUCUUCCAUUUGGCAAGUGGUUUCUCCUCCCAAAUUUGUCCUAACUUGGCUGGCCUGCCAGAUUUCUGCCCCCAGCCCCUCUAAUCUCUCCUUAGUGGUCUGGAUUCUCGUGGGGAGAAGGUAGAACUGCCUCUUUGCAUGUCAAGUUGCUGGAAUAUGGCAGGAAAUUAGCCAGCACGGGGAGCUGUCUGGCUGGCAGGCAGAGGUGGGGGUUCACCAUACCCACUGUCUGUACCCCAGGCCAGAUUUCUCCAGGUAGCUCUGUUCCUGCCCAGGCUCGAACACGAGGAAGGGACCGAUUCUUUCUCAUAAGUCCUCUGCUCUGAGCUAAGCUGUUCAAACAUCCGAGCUCACAGCAAAACCUGCCUGUUUGGGAGCCAAUACCUUCAGCGAAGCUGGCCCAGAUCUUAUGGGCCGAAUCGCUUUAGGGUCAGAUUCUAAAAUCCCAAAUGGGUUCCUGAUUUUUCUUCCCCCAUCCCAACCCCCUCAUGUUUCCGAUCCAUCUGCUCUUCUCUGCCCCUCCUCGCUGGGCUGGGAAUGGAGCAGUGUUAUGUCACAGUGCCUCCCUAUAGGUAGGAUGGAACCUAAACCUCUUCAGUUCUUUUGAAGAAAGCCACUAACCUUUCAAAGCUAGAAGGCUUCCUCUGCUAGGAUAGCGUCGCUGGGCUAGUAGCGAAGGCAAGGAGUUUCCAAAGAUGCCUUGGGGUGGAUUUGGCAAUCCCACUCCAGUGGGAAUAGUCUGUUUUCCACGCAACUGAUCAGACCUGUGCAUCUAAGGGCUACUUUGUGUGAGGGGGUGGAAAUUGACAGAAUUUCUCCCUGUGCAGAUGCUCUAGUCUGGAAUAAUUCAUGGGCUUCCUCAUGAAACCGUUCUGGAAUAAAAUUUGCUCUGAAAUGGAGCAGGGACAUAAGGAGUAAUUCUGCAAGAGUUAUUCCAGUCAAUAGCCACCCCACCCCAGACCAGCCCUUCGUCAAAAAUUUAGGUUUGAAAAGCCUCAGUCUGUGUCUUGUUUUUGUUUUAAAUUAUAUUUUAAACUAUUUAUUGUCUUUUAAAAAAAAUCCUAUUUCUGAUAUUUGGAACCAAAUCUUUUUAGAGGAGCAUAAACUUAUUUUAGUUUGUUUAUCCUGCGCGCUGAAACUUCAGGGCCAGCGCCUGCCUUAAGUCUCUGACUGUAAUCACGCGGAAUCUAACUUAUUGCAAAAUUGGUUUCUUGUUUAUUUAUAGUGGUUUCACUCUGCUUUUUUAUAGAUCUAUAAAAUUAAUAUAAUGGGUGAUUAUUUUUUUUUAUGGAUUGUAUCUAUUUCCUGACUGUAAUAAAACUGUCCUUU
Molecule: messenger RNA, 3931 nt
Organism: Malaclemys terrapin pileata
Lineage: Eukaryota; Metazoa; Chordata; Testudines; Emydidae
Product: mRNA decay activator protein ZFP36L2-A-like
Exons: 2
Coding region: 86-973 (295 amino acids)
Molecular function (GO): metal ion binding; mRNA binding
Source: RefSeq, a predicted model, not a curated record